CUUCCUUCUGCUACCUGUUAGUCCAUUCUUGCUGUGACUGUGGUUGGUGUUGGUGUAUGUCCAAUCUGGAUAACUGUGGGAGUCACGGAACUGGUUUUCAGACCAAAGAACCAAAAGUCCUGGGAAAGAAAUGUUUCUUAGGAAAAGGUAUCAGUUGAGUAAAAGUUGCCCUUCAAAUUGGAUAUCAAAAAAGUAAAAAAUGCUCAACUACCAGCAGGCUGUCUGUCAAAAAGACAAAAAAGGAAUUGAUGUUUAAAAUAUUACAAUAGGUUUGACUGAAGCGCUUGUUUAUCGUUUCCCUGUGAGCCUGUUUGUCAUAAGAAGAUAGUUCAGAUGCUCUUUGGGUUCUCCUCACAGAAAUACUUGAGUAGAAUGAAAACCCAUGGGGUUGUAACUGAGUAGAUGUGGUUACACUCUUCCUCUGGUAGUUAAAUGAGUAGAUUAACUCCUCUUACUCAGAUUAUUUGGACCUCAUUCAUCAAAUCUUUUUUUGUUCUUCCCAACCACCUCACAAUCACCACAAACUAAGAGAGUUUAAAAUGUUCUUAUUUUGGAAUACACAGAUUUUUACAUUGGUAUGAUUAUUGUCUUUUUUUUCUUAACAAUAAAAGAAAAGUCAGAUGUUUGGUUUAAAGUGAAAAGAAAGAGUGGUUUUCCAAAAAGAGAACCAGCAGUAGACCUGCUGUGAUUCUUAGGAGAAGGUUUUUGUGGUAGUAACCACUGUUCCUGAUGGCGUGUCAGUUCUGAGUGAUGACCUCACUUUUUCAUUUUUGCAGCUAAACUUGUUUGUUGCUUCAGACUGAACAGGUUUGACUUCCUCAAAAUUCAACAUGUCUUUCAUAGAGCAGACAGACCAGGUGUCAAAUCUUUGCUGAAGGUUCUGAAGCUAUAAUUUUCUCUACAGUUUUCCAGUCACAGUCCCAUUCAUCCAUGUACACACACAGUCACACACUGAUGGAAGCUCCACUGCCUUAUACUGAUGCCAGUCUGUAACCACCAGAAGCAAUGUGGAGUUCAUUGUCUUGCCCAAAGACACUUUCAGGAAUCAGGAAUCAGGAAUCUUUAUUGUCAUUUUACCACAGUGAUAAAACGAAAUUUGUGUCUCUGGUCCCGGGCCGGCCGUUUACAGUCAGAAGACAGGAAUAGGUAACAUAUCAAUAUGGUAAAGUAUGAUUCCUAUUGAAUUAUUGCACAGUGGAGAAUAUAAUAUAUAACUGACACAAGGGUUGGCAGGGCGGGAGGUGACCUGGGAUCACCUGAUCAGAGGGCGACUGCUUUACCUCUGCACCACUGCAUGUAUCAGAACAGUUGUUGGCUUGUCUUUUAUUGUGUUUGUAUCAAGAGCAACAUCAUUAGCCAAAAAUAGAUUAAAUAAAUGUUUUGAUUUUGCAAUGUGUUUUUCUAAAAAUGGGCACAGCAUCGAUUAAAAAACAUGAUCUUAGUUGGUCAACAGAGGCAGAAAACAUUUCCAACAUUUGAUCCCUUUUGUUCUUGUAAUUUAUUGUAAGGAUCAGAAUCAGAGAUGUCUCCUUUAAUUUUCAGCCAUAGAGUCUGGUGUCACCAACACUCAGCUCCCGCUAAAACCAGCUGCUGCUCUGUUUCUUUCCCUCCUUCAGAUUUACUGGUGUCUAUGAAGUUGCUGGCUUGUUUUCACAGCAACAAAGCCUGAAUCAGGCUAACCAGAUUGUGCUGAUUUGAUCCUAUCAAAGAGAACUUUAUGGUGGUUAAAAUACUGAUUUGUCAUUUUGUCUCCAUUUAAGCAGGAAGAGAAAACCAGAGGAGAAGCAUUCUUUGAAUACUGUGUAGAAGAAAACCACAUAAAUGCAGAGCUAUCAUAACAAUAACAAUAGAUAGAUUGGUAGGCAGGUAGGUAUGUAAUUGUCAGGAAAAUACACCAAACAGGAACAGUAGAGGGCAGCGAAGGGACAGGAACUGUCAAUGCCUGACAAGGUAGGUACAUAGUGGAGUGGUGGAGCGAUCAGACACAAAUCCAGGAUUUAUUUGGUUUUAGAAAUAUUUAGGUGGAGCAUGUUCAUUUGGUACCACUCUCUGAACAAGUUCAUGUCUAGAAACAACCUUAAAUCAUCAUCAUAACAUUCAAACAAUGUUCAAAAGAACCUAAGAAGUAGUGAAUUGUUUUCAUGAAACUGCUAAGCAGCAAGAAUAUCUUUGUCUUAAGAAGAUGAACAUUAUUCUGGUGGUGCUCCUCUCCAGACGCAGCAGCAGUUCUUUAGGAUGUUUCGUGGUGGCAUCUGUAGAUGGACUGUCCUGUCCCUCAGCUGGAAACCCCUGAAACCCUUUCAGUUUGCUGUUUCUGCUCCUUCAGAAUAUCUUUUGAUAGAUAUCUACUGAGUGACGGAAACCCUGAAGCUGCUCCAGAUAAACAUUGUCUUUCUUUUCCUGCCUUCAGAGCCUUUCCUUGUGAGGCUGAUCAUUGUGUGGGUUCUUCAUCUCAAACGGUGCAGGAUGUUACUGUUGCUACUCUGCUGUUGGUCCUUCAGUCUGCUUAGACUUUCAUCUUCCCUCAUUCAUGGACACAUGCCGGUGGACCAGGGCCCAAUUUCCAGUCACCGAAGUGAUGCGCCGUACCUGCCGGACAUCGAGAGAAGCCGUGUUCCUGAUUCUGUGUUGGACCCAGACCUCCUUUCCGCCGAUGCAGUAGAGGAUCACUUUGUAAUGGAGCCAGGUUCCUACGAGGAGGACUCGUCUGCAGGCCUGCAGCUGCAGGGCCGGGCCAUGCGCUCGUCUCGCCGCUGCAUCCCUCACCAGCAGUCCUGCCUGGGUUACCCUCUGCCCUGCUGUGACCCCUGCGACACCUGUUAUUGCCGCUUCUUCAAUGCCAUCUGUUACUGCCGCCAAAUAGGCCACACCUGUGCACCCCGGCGCACCUAACUGCUUACCUGAUGGCUGAGCAGCGACGUGGAUCUGUUUGCUUGUUUGUUUGUUUUUUCGCUUGUUUUUUUUUUUGUGCUAGAUAGAUAUUGUGUGUUUUUAUGAAAUAAACAUUAUAAAUAAUCCCAGCAGGGGCUUUGUCCAUGUGACUAACUAGUGUUUUGUGUUUAUAAAAGAAAUCAGAGUAGAUGUUUCCUGCUAUGUUUGAUUCUGGAUGCUGGACGGUGUACCGAGACAUUCGGUAAGUUUCUCAAAGAAUUUCAGUAAAACGUCAACAUCAGCACAAAAAAAUUCUGCUUCUUUGGACAUGUUUUAUUCAGUUCAUGUGCUGAAUUCACAUGAGAAAAUGGCAGGGACAGUAGUGGAUCCUAAAGGGAAGGAGGAGACCAAGAGGAGAAAAA
Oryzias latipes (Japanese medaka) is the source of this 3293-nucleotide messenger RNA. NCBI's taxonomy places the organism in Eukaryota, Metazoa, Chordata, Actinopteri, Beloniformes, Adrianichthyidae. The record is from RefSeq and is a predicted model, not a curated record.